This is a messenger RNA of Peronospora matthiolae, 1005 nucleotides long. The record is from the annotation of a GenBank genome assembly. Lineage: Eukaryota; Oomycota; Peronosporomycetes; Peronosporales; Peronosporaceae.
AUGCUACAUCAGAUGGACGUCAAGACAGCGUUUCUUAACGGCUCCCUCAACGAAGACAUCUACAUGGACCAGCCGGACGGAUACCUGGAUGCAACACAGCCGGACUAUGUGUGCAAGCUAAAGAGAUCACUCUACGGCUUGAAGCAAUCGCCUCGCAUGUGGAACCAAACAAUCGAUGGGUUCAUGAUCAAGAUGGGAUUCAAGAAGUGCGAAUCGGACCACUGCAUUUACAUCAAGCGAGACGACCAAGACAUGAUUCUCGUGGUGCUCUACGUCGAUGAUCUCAUCCUGGCCAGCAGCAACAAUGAACUCCUCAAGUCGACCAAGAUGGCGCUGAGCAAACGCUUCGAAAUGACGGAUCUCGGUGAGCUCGAUUACUUUCUCGGCAUGGAGAUCAAGAACGACCGUAAGACGGGAAUGGUGACUGUACAACAAACCAAGUUUCUCAAGUCCGUGUUGACCAAGUUCGGAAUGGAUAACAGCAAGCCAGUGAAGACGCCUCAAGAUCCCGGCCUGAAGCUAACCAAGAACAUGUGUGAACAAGAAUGCAAGCACGAAGACACCAUGUGCAACGUGCCAUAUCGAAGUGCUGUCGGAGGCAUCAUGUAUCUCAUGGUCGCCACACGUCCGGAUCUAGCUGCUGCAGUGGGAUCAUUAUCCCAGUUCUCGUCCGACCCAUGCCCGACUCACUGGCAAGCUUUGAAGCGUGUGCUGAGAUACCUGCAAGCAACGCCCAAUCAUGGUCUUGAGUUUACACGUGAAGAAGGAAGCCGUAUCUGCGGGUACACCAACGCAGACUGGGCCGGCGACAUUGAGUCAAGACGAAGUACAAGCGGCUAUGUGUUCAUGAUGAACGGAGGAUGCAUCAGCUGGAAAAGCCAGAAACAACGGACGGUCGCGCUAACUUCAACAGAAGCAGAAUACAUGGCGCUUUCCAGAGCAACCAUGAUGAACUUUAGACUUCUUGGUCCGAGUGCAAAACGCAAAGUGAAUAUAUAUUUAUAA